AUGUUUUGGGUUGUGAAAGCAUUUGAAAACAUUGUUUUCAUCGCCGAACUAUUGAAGAAAAAUGAACGCGUAAAUAAGCUUGAUAGAGACUGGAAGUAUGUUGCGGCUGUGUUGGACCGAUUUUUCCUCUUCAUCUUCUCUAUCUCUUGUCUUACCGGAACAUUGUAUUUUCUUCUACAAGCUCCUACUUUAUAUGACUCCAGGAAACCAAUCGAUUUACAGUAUCGAUCAGCAAACUUGAGCGUUCUUUUGUGA
Messenger RNA from Strongylus vulgaris, 255 nucleotides. The record is from the annotation of a GenBank genome assembly. NCBI's taxonomy places the organism in Eukaryota, Metazoa, Nematoda, Chromadorea, Rhabditida, Strongylidae.